AUCCAGGCCCCAGCCUCCUCCCCUCUCAGAACUAAAGUCUUGGCCCCCAGCCCUUUACGUUUCACAUCUUAGAAUCUUAGCACCGACUCCCUCCUCUCCUUAGCCUCAGGAGUCUGAGAUUCCAGCCCUUCCUCCCUAAGAUUUCACGUUCAGCCCCCUCCGCCCCUUCUCACACCCAGCGUUGCAGUUCCCAGAAGCUCCCUAGGCUCCAGUGCAGGAGGAGGAGGAACUAGAGGCGGAGCGUCCCAGUUAAAAGGCUCCAGACUCGAGUACCAAGCAGGGAGAACUGAAGUACUGGGGCCUCCUCCACUGGGUCCGAAUCAGUAGGUGACCCCACCCCGUGGAUUCUGGAAGACCUCACCAUGGGACGCCCCCCACCUCGUGCAGGCCUGAAGUGGAUGUUCCUGCUCUUGCUGGGGAAAAUCUGGGCAGGACACUCCAGGGCACAGGAGAACAAGGUGCUGGGGGGUCAGGAGUGCCAACCCCAUUCGCAGCCUUGGCAGGCGGCCUUGUUCCAGGGCGAGCAACUGCUCUGUGGCGGUGUCCUUAUAGGUCGCAACUGGGUCGUCACGGCUGCCCACUGUAAAAAACCGAAAUACACAGUGCGUCUGGGAGACCAUAGCCUACAGAAAAAGGAUGGGCCGGAGCAAGAAAUAGCUGUGGUUCAGUCCAUCCCACACCCCUGCUACAACAGCAGCAACGUGGACGACCACAACCAUGAUCUGAUGCUGCUUCAACUGCGCAGCCAGGCAUCCCUGGGCUCCAAAGUGAAGCCCAUCAGCCUGGCAGACCACUGCAUCCACCCUGGCCAGAAGUGUACCAUCUCAGGCUGGGGCACUACCACCAGUCCCCAAGAGAAUUUUCCUGACACUCUCAACUGUGCAGAAGUAAAAAUCUUUCCCCAGAAGAAGUGUGAGGAUGCCUACCCAGAGCAGAUCACAGAUGCCAUGAUCUGUGCAGGCAACAACAAUGGGGCUGACACGUGCCAGACAGUGGUUUCUUCCACUAAGAGUUCAGCCGGCUGGGCGCGGUGGCUCACACCUGUAAUCCCAGCACUUUGGGAGGCCGAGGCGGGUGGAUCACGAGGUCAAGAGAUCAAGACCAUCCUGGUCAACAUGGUGAAACCCCAUCUCUACUAAAAAUGCAAAAAAAAUUAGCUGGGCACGGUGGUGUGUGCCUGUAAUCCCAGCUACUCAGGAGGCUGAGGCAGGAGAAUUGCCUGAACCCAGGAGGCGGAGGUUGAGGUGAGCCGAGGUCACACCAUUGCACUCCAGCCUGGGUAACGAGCGA
Molecule: messenger RNA, 1290 nt
Organism: Callithrix jacchus (white-tufted-ear marmoset)
Lineage: Eukaryota; Metazoa; Chordata; Mammalia; Primates; Cebidae
Gene: KLK8
Product: kallikrein related peptidase 8
Biological process (GO): neuron projection morphogenesis; proteolysis; memory
Cellular component (GO): secretory granule
Molecular function (GO): serine-type endopeptidase activity
Source: RefSeq, a predicted model, not a curated record